Vicia faba (fava bean) is the source of this 1710-nucleotide messenger RNA. Lineage: Eukaryota; Viridiplantae; Streptophyta; Magnoliopsida; Fabales; Fabaceae. The record is from the annotation of a GenBank genome assembly.
AUGCUGACAGAAGCAGAAGACCGUAAUUCCUUCAAUUCUGUGUUGGGACGCAUCUUAGGAUGCAAAAUCUGUAGUCGUAAUCGAAGGCAUCGAAGCCACGAGAAAUCUUUCACUCACAGCAACUCCAUACAUGAAAUCGAACCGUUAGAUGAUACUAAUAUGGAGUUUCUUGGAGUUCUCGGUAAAGGAAGUUCCGGUACGGUUUCUCAAUACCGUAUCAUCAAAGAUAACAGCAUUGUGGCCAUCAAACAAAUUUCGAUAGAGAGCAUUUCCAAUGCUGUUCCCGGUUGCAUCGUCAGAGAAGUCUCGUUUCUAAAAGAAUUGAAUCAUCCAAACAUUGUUAGGUUAUUGAAUGUAACGAGCAAUAAGGAUACAAGACUGGUGAGCCUUGUUUUCGAGUGUCUUGAUUGCGAUCUUAACACAUACAUUAAACAGAAUGAACGCUACGGUUCAUCAAUUAAUAAUCCCUUCACAAGAAAGAGUUUGCUAUAUCAGAUAUUAUCUGCAGUGGAGUACUGUCAUUCUCAUAAGAUUAUUCACCGAGACUUAAAACCAUGUAAUCUUCUAAUCGAUCAUAAAAAAAUGAUAAUCAAACUGGCGGAUUUUGGUUGGGCUAGAGAGUUAGGAGAUCCUGACAUGUUCUAUACUGAGAUGAUAGCAACUCGGUGGUAUAGGGCACCUGAAGUUUUGUUUCAUAACGGUCAAUAUUCAACUCCAAUGGACAUUUGGUCUGUGGGCUGUAUAUUUGGUGAGAUGGUACUUGGACAACCAAUACACAAUCUUUUUUAUUGCAUGGGUGAGCUAAAGCUGAUUUUCAGAAUGUUUGGUACACCAACAGAGGAAACAUGGCCAGGGGUCACUAAGUUAUGUGCUAACCUUCAAGACUAUCCCAAAUCUGACCCAAUGGACCUUUCAACAAUUUUUCAUGAUCUCGAUUCAACUGGUCUUAAUCUUCUAACGAGGAUGCUUUGCCUGGACCCAAACAAGAGGAUUUCAGCCGAAGAUGCUCUAAAGCAUGCUUACUUUAAUGACUUGGAUCAGUCAGCGAAUAAAAAAAUUAGGGAGGGUGGCGGCAACAACAAUAACCCAGAAGAGUUUGCGGUGAUGAGGGAGGGUGGGAGUAGCACCACCAACAACAACAAUGUACAAGAAUUUCCGAUGACCAUGGAAGGUGAAAGAAGCACCACCAUGAACAACAAUGAAGAGUUUGCGGAGGGGUGUUUGCUGUCGAUCAGGACAGUAUUUGGUGAAGAAUUUGAAGGCCAAGUUGUUACGUUUGAUCGUCCCUCCAACAUGCUCGCACUCAUAGAAAGAUCCAAAGAUGGCCCUCUUGGAAACAUUAGGAUUUUGAAAGCUGAUUACAUCCAAGACUUCACCUUAUUAGGUCAAUAUCCAUAUAAGUGCUACCUUGAUCUCAAUGUUCUCCAAGCAAGGGAAGAAGUUGCCAUUAGACAAGCAGAAGCAGAUGCUGAGAGGAUUGGGGUUGGGGUUACAAGUGUAGCACAGAACAUCUUUGAUGCUUUAUCUAAAACGUUUCCAGUCCGCUGGGACAAGACUGUCAUAGUUGUGAUGAAUGAGGUGCGUAUCAGCAGUCCUUAUCACUCGGAAUGUGUGAUUGGUGGUACUCCGGAUGCAAAUAACCGGGUGAAGAAAGUGCUUAAGAUGUUGAGGAAGAGGUUGCAACUUUCAGGUUCUGAUGAUCUUUGUUGA